UCCCAGCAUCCCCAGCGCGCGGCCGAAUUGUUUGCGUUGGCUUGCUUAGAUGUUAAAGAGAAAUGUUUGAGUCAGGUAUUUGUGCUCGAUUUUGAAUUUCGUGUACGUUUGGAGGCCGAUGGUGCUCAUCGUUCAUAACGUUUAGUAUUUGUGGUUCGCAACAGUGCAUAGCUAAGAAGGAUGUCAAAGCCGAAGAAUACGCAGCCUGCCUUGCACAAGGUCAUCAUGGUAGGCAGUGGAGGUGUAGGAAAAUCUGCACUUACCCUGCAGUUUAUGUACGAUGAGUUUGUGGAGGACUAUGAGCCAACAAAGGCAGACUCAUACCGUAAAAAGGUGAUACUCGACGGAGAAGAAGUCCAAAUCGACAUCCUGGACACGGCAGGGCAGGAGGACUACGCCGCCAUCCGGGACAACUAUUUUCGCUCUGGCGAAGGCUUCCUCUGCGUCUUCAGUAUUGAAGAGCCUGAAAAUUUUGCGGCCACAUUAGAAUUCAGAGAACAGAUCCUGCGAGUGAAAGGGGACGAUAACAUCCCCUUUAUCCUGGUGGGCAACAAGGCAGACAUGGAAGACUGCCGCAAGGUUUCCGUGGAAGAGGCGCAAGAGCGUGCGAGACAGUGGAACGUUCCAUACGUUGAAACUUCCGCAAAGAAUCGCACCAAUGUCGAUAAGGUAUUCUUUGACCUCAUGCGAGAAAUCCGCAACAGGAAGCUGGCUGAGAAGUCGGUGAGCAACGGUCCGAAGAAGAAGCCUCGCCCCGGCAAAAGGAAGUGUUCCAUAUUAUAGUGACGUUUCCUACCCACCGGGCACUGCGAAUGUGUGGCUUCGAUCAAACAGCAUCUUUUCCCCUUUUUUUUCCUGCUACGCUGUCAGUACUUGAGCUAGCGUGCUUUUGUGUUUUCACUGCGAAACGAAAGGAGUGCGUGGCUUUUUGUAGAAGAUGUCACUUCACUUCACCGCGCUGGACAUCUAUUAGUGCGAGAUGUCCCGUGAUAGAAAUCUCCGACGCAUAAUUAUUGAAAAGGCAAUGACCCUAAUCUUGUAAGUGCGUCGUAAAGACACAGGGCGACAUGAAGUGCGGCUUAUAAUAAUGCGCGAAAUAUAAGAUAAUCCCUAUGACCUAAGUCUUUUUUAUUCCUUUCAGUUCGUUCGUAGAGGGUGAAAGUGUCGUCUGCCGGCCUUAAGCGCCAUUAAAACCCAGGGUUCAUUCCCCCGUUAGGAGCAACCGAGAGGAAUACUUUUCGAGGCUGUACCAGAUACAUGGGUGAACGGAAUAGGGGUGCACACCUAAAAUGGUCCCGAGAACUGUUACAGGAAAAUCAGCACGAACUUCGAAUUUGCAUCAGCAAAAUCUUCGGAUCAGCAAAAACUUCGGCGAAUCUCUGAUCACCCGAGACCUUCAAUUUGUUUUUCGGCGUGCCCCAUUCGCGAUGGAAUUCUGACUUGCGAAAAUUAUCUGGCUUUGAGAAGUAUCUCCUAUCAAGUGUUAUUACAUUCCUAUCGUAACACCAGUUUCUUUCCUUCUUUUUCUUUUCUUUUUUUUUUCUUCUUUGUUAUCCCUGCCGUUGUGCUAUCGCCGAUUGUUACCGGGCAGCUCUGUCGGAUGGGAGGGACGGCGUUGCCACGUUGGAAAUCCGCGGUGUGUCGCACGUUGGCUGACAGAAGUCUUACGGAAAUGUAUAAUUUCUCCGCGUUGAAGUUUGUGAGCACAUAUCGAUGAUACUUGUAUCGUCUUGCAUGUUUCUACAACAUGAGUGGGCAAGAGUGUUUCUACUACUACUAUCGAGUGCUAAAACCUUUCUCUUCGUUUGAUCGUUUUGCCUGAACAAGUAAAGUUAGAGAACAAGUUACGUCUGCCGUGGCCCGUUGGAAGUGCCCCAAAUUUGUUUAGGACAUUUUGUUGCAUAAGGGUGCUGGGCCAGUGUGAAAGAGAUCGGUAUCGGGAAGGAGCAAUUCUUAUACAGCUGCGUGUACUACUAAAUUGUGCGAGAGACACGUGAAAAACCUUUGGCAUAACCUAUCACUCUGACACAUGACACGAUUGCAUCAACACUUAGUCGAAACAAAAUUUCAUUUUAUAUAGUGUGUUUUUUUUUUUUUUUCUUCUCUGGGUGUCCGCUGUUGCGUACAAUAAAAAUAGUACAAAUUAGAAAAGUGAAGGAGCCAGUGACACAAUUCAUACUGGAGGUACCUGCAACUAUGGGUACCUUUAGAAUGAGGAGUUCCCUUUGAUUCCCAGCCAUUGAUUGGAGAAUGACGCCCGUGUGCCUUAGGAAUCUGUUUACGGAAAAUAUCUCGCGAGAGGUUUGUUGGAGCACUACCUGUUCAGCUGUUGAUGCCUUUAUACGGUGAAAACUUCAGUUACAAGCUAAUAGUGAAUGUUUUUUUUUUGCCCAAGUGGAACAAACUUGUUGCAUGCUCUAUUAGGUUUGUCAUUUUGUAAAUGUAAGCAGGCAUAACUUCUAAGUGCAGUAUUGGAUUGGCUAUGUGUUUGCUAUGUUUAGUGUGCCAAAAAAUGAGUGACGACUUAUGUAUUAUUCAGGCAUGUAUACAACAUUUUGGGGGCAUAUUUAGCCUAAAGUGAGCUGUGUAAAAAUGUAAAAUGAACCAUGUAAUAAAUUAUGACUUCAUUUGUGA
This is a messenger RNA of Ornithodoros turicata, 2634 nucleotides long. It is a transcript of the gene Rala, whose product is annotated as ras-related protein Ral-A-like. Lineage: Eukaryota; Metazoa; Arthropoda; Arachnida; Ixodida; Argasidae. Bases 181 to 783 code for a protein of 200 amino acids. Gene Ontology annotation, cellular component: plasma membrane. Gene Ontology annotation, biological process: Ras protein signal transduction. The record is from RefSeq and is a predicted model, not a curated record. The transcript is spliced from 5 exons. Gene Ontology annotation, molecular function: GTPase activity; GDP binding; GTP binding.